Cicer arietinum (chickpea) is the source of this 1528-nucleotide messenger RNA. RefSeq lists its product as uncharacterized. Gene Ontology annotation, biological process: aspartate family amino acid biosynthetic process. NCBI's taxonomy places the organism in Eukaryota, Viridiplantae, Streptophyta, Magnoliopsida, Fabales, Fabaceae. The record is from RefSeq and is a predicted model, not a curated record. Gene Ontology annotation, molecular function: homoserine dehydrogenase activity.
AAAAUUUCUAACUUGAACACUCACACACACAUUCCGCUUUACUGCUUACAUUGUCACAAACACAAAGUGCUUCUUCCAUUACAGAAAAGCCCUAUAAUUCAAUUCCCAAAUUUUAUUUUUCUUUUACAAAAUGAAGACUAUUCCUCUCAUUCUUAUGGGUUGUGGAGGAGUUGGUUCUCAACUUCUCCAACACAUUGUCUCAUGCCGUUCUCUUCACUCUUCACAGGGACUCUGCUUGAGAGUUGUGGGAGUUGGUGAUAGUAAAUCUCUGGUGGUUGUUGAUGAUUUGUUGAAUAAGGGGUUUGAUGAUAGCUUCUUGUUAGAACUUUGUCGGCUCAAGCAUGGUGGUGAAUCGCUGUCAAAACUUGGUGAUUUUGGGCAAUGCCAGGUAUUUGUGCAUCCGGAAUCGGAAAAAAAGAUUUUAGAGAUUGCAUCUCAACUUGGUACAAAGACAGGUUUGGCCUUUGUAGAUAGCACUGCUAGCUCUGACACUAUUGUGGUGCUAAAACAAGUGGUUGAUUUGGGUUGUUGUGUUGUAAUGGCAAAUAAAAAGCCUCUUACAUCUACAAUGGAAGAUUUUGAAAAACUUAUGGCAUAUCCACGUCGUAUCCGUCACGAGUCAACUGUAGGUGCUGGUCUUCCUGUGAUAGCAUCCCUGAAUCGCAUAAUCUCUUCUGGUGAUCCUGUUCAUCGCAUUAUUGGAAGUCUGAGUGGAACAUUGGGGUAUGUAAUGAGUGAGGUUGAAGAUGGAAAGCCACUGAGUGAAGUUGUUAGAGCUGCUAAAAGUCUGGGGUACACUGAACCAGAUCCACGUGACGAUCUUAGUGGAAUGGAUGUUGCUAGAAAGGCUUUGAUUCUUGCCCGAAUACUUGGACAUCGGAUUAAUAUGGAAAACAUUCAGAUUGAGAGCUUGUAUCCCAGAGAAAUGGGGCCUGAUGUAAUGACUGUUGAAGACUUUUUGGGCCGUGGACUCUCGCUGCUGGACAAAGAUAUUCAAGAGAGAGUUGAGAAGGCAGCUUCAAAUGGAAAUGUUCUGCGAUAUGUCUGUGUCAUUGAGGGCCCAAGGUGUGAAGUCGGUAUUCAAGAGCUUCCGAAGAAUUCUCCUUUAGGAAGAUUAAGAGGAAGUGAUAAUGUGAUUUCUCCCCUUGUUGAUAGCAGCCACAACAUUCUAUCCAGAUUGGAAGUAUACACCCGAUGCUAUAGUGACCUACCUCUGGUUAUUCAAGGUGCUGGAGCUGGAAACGACACGACCGCAGCCGGUGUCCUUGCUGAUAUCGUGGAUCUUCAGGAUUUAUUUCCUUGAGGGAAAUGUUUUUGUUCUGUGAAUUUAAAGAAAAUAAAAGUUACAGCUGCUAUGUAUCUUGUCAUGUAAUCUGGUCGACGUGCUUUUAAAUAUUUGGUUAAAGUAUAUUAUUGGUCCCCAUUCAUGAUUUGUACUAUCAUUUUCAAUGUUGUACAAAGGCAUACAUUUCACCAAUUUUACAAAUGUGUGCCCUUUAUACACCUAAAAUCAUUGUAGUUUUUUUUA